UACGAACCGAAGUAAGUGGGUCUUCGCCAUGCAGCGCAUUUUACUAUUCAUAUUUUCUUGGUGUCUGAUAAAUUAUGUGAAUAUUAUUUGGACCAGCCCUUGUAAAACCACCACUAGGAGAGUUAUACCAUAUCAGGUUAAGGAGUGCACACAAUGGUUUAUAUGGUGUACCUACUAUGCCCAGGUGACGCGAUACAGGGUAACCUACACAGAGACUUGUUGCCCUGGAUACGGAGGGAGUAACUGUCAACCUAUCUGUAACGGAAAUUGUCGAGGACGAGGUACGUGUAUUCGUCCCGACACGUGCAGCUGUCAAGGGGGUUAUACGGGGAAUGCCUGCCAAACACCUGUAUGUAGUCCUAAGUGUCAACACGGAUCCUGUACUCGACCUGGUGUCUGUACAUGCUACGGGGGCUACACUGGACAACGCUGUGAAAACCCCGUAUGUAAUCCAGCUUGUCUGAAUGGAGGUGUCUGCGAGAGUCCCAAUACUUGUCGCUGUCCAUCACGUCGAUACACGGGUCCCAACUGCAAUAUCCCCGUUUGUGACCCCCCAUGCUUAAAUGGGGGGACUUGUUCAAAUUUAAGGAGAUGCCAGUGCCCCAGUACCUACACAGGGAGUACAUGUCAAACACCCGUAUGUAAUCCAGCUUGUCUGAAUGGAGGUGUCUGCGAGAGUCCCAAUACUUGUCGCUGUCCAUCACGUCGAUACACAGGUCCCAACUGCAAUAUCCCCGUUUGUGACCCCCCAUGCUUAAAUGGGGGAACUUGUUCAAAUUCAAGGAGAUGCCAGUGCCCCAGUACCUACACAGGGAGUACAUGUCAAACACCUGUUUGUCAGUCACAAUGCCAGAAUGGCGGUACGUGCGUAUCCCCGGAUGUGUGUGUAUGCCAAAGUACACAUACAGGACAUAGUUGUGAGACGCCUGUAUGCUCCCACCAAUCACCCUGCUUUCCUGGCACGUGUGCUGACUAUGUUAACUGUCAGUGUCAUAAAGGAUUUACUGGACAGGAUGGAAAGCAACGCUGCAAAACAAAUAUAAUUGUUCUCCCAAGGUGACAAAAUACGUCACAAACAUGUAAUACUUAU
Messenger RNA from Saccostrea echinata, 1090 nucleotides. Its product is annotated as von Willebrand factor D and EGF domain-containing protein-like. The record is from RefSeq and is a predicted model, not a curated record. Gene Ontology annotation, biological process: anatomical structure development. The transcript is spliced from 12 exons. Gene Ontology annotation, cellular component: extracellular region; cell surface. Gene Ontology annotation, molecular function: signaling receptor binding. NCBI's taxonomy places the organism in Eukaryota, Metazoa, Mollusca, Bivalvia, Ostreida, Ostreidae. The coding region runs from base 29 to 1060 and encodes 343 amino acids.